Messenger RNA from Sphaeroforma arctica JP610, 1343 nucleotides. RefSeq lists its product as hypothetical. The record is from RefSeq and is a predicted model, not a curated record. Gene Ontology annotation, cellular component: cytoplasm. The transcript is spliced from 4 exons. Lineage: Eukaryota; Ichthyosporea; Ichthyophonida. The coding region runs from base 86 to 790 and encodes 234 amino acids. Gene Ontology annotation, molecular function: phosphatase activity.
ACUCACCAUAGACACUUCAUUAUUGAAAUCACACUGUAUACCCAUUAGACCGCAAACUUUUACAAUAAGUACAUCGUAUCUAAUUAUGAGUAAGAAUAUAAUUCAAGGACGACAAGUAUGGUUCGUCCGACACGGGCAAAGUGAGUCGCAAUAUCAAUCAAAAAUAGCAGCAGACUCUGCACUGCCGAACGUGGUUAUAGCUGAUCCUGACUUGAGCGUCAUGGGGAGGCAGCAGUCAGAUGACCUGAAAAGGUAUAUAUUGCUCCUUAAGGCCGAAACCGGGCGGAAGGUAGAUCUGGUGGUAUCCUCACCACUUACUAGAGCUCUUAGUACGGCGACUCGAGCGCUAUCUCGUGUUGAAAAUGGUACUUCUCCAGUCAAAGUUUUGGCGUCAAUCCGCGAGCGAAGCAAUCGAGCUUGUGAUUGUGGAAGCUCUACCGAUGAAUUACGGCAGUCCUUUCCGGCUAUUGACAUGCGUGAGCUGCCAGAGGAUUGGUGGCAAUGCUGGCACGGUGAUUUUCAGGAGUCAGUUGAAAGUGUGGCCAAACGAGCUGAAGAAUUCACGGAAUGGUUGCGCGGACGACCAGAGAAGACUAUUGCCGUGUUUAGCCAUGGUAAUUUUCUUCUACACCAACUAGGGGGGCCCCGAAUGGGCAAUUGCGAGCUUCGAUUGUGGAAUAUAGACAUCGACGCAGAUUCAAAAACGGCUGAUCAUCCGGGUAUGAAAUUGAAUUACGAAGUGAAGUUUCAAUCGAAUAUUGGGAAAGGGUUCGAAACGAAAAGUUCCUAAGUUGCUUCUGUAGGCAUUCAUCACGAAGCAUGUGAAAUUGUCAUUAAUUUUAAGUGCUAAUCACGAUUCUGAAAGCAUCAACUUAGUAAGAUUGGCAGCAAUCUCCAACACCAUUAGGCGAAUAUGCACUUCUUUGUCCUGGGUGAACACCUAGAAUACUUCUAAGCCAUCUAUCGUGGAGCGUGGUUUUAGUAUACAGAUUCGCUUCCAAUCGGUUCCAUUGAGCACAUGCAAAGACAGGCUUGCUAUAAUUAGGAUCUCUCAGUAGGUACGGAGGAGUUCCAUAGUACUAUGGACGUAAAACUCCUGCACAACAUCGUGUGCAAUGUAUCUUAUUUAUAAGGGACCAGCUAAACACACCACAUCUUGUACGUGAUAAUUCUCGACGUAUAGAUGUAGGCUAAGUCAUCCUGCGGAAACAGGCAACGUACUAGCUUCCUUGUACACCCCUGUAUCUGAGAAGUAAUAGAUCUCUAUUCUUUUCUACUAGAAGUUCCGUUAUCAUUUCAAAGUUGACCGGAAAUAAAACAAUAUUCAUACUUUUCAAGUCAAG